GUGAUCUGCCGGUCCCGCGGCUUCGGCUCUGGGUCCAUCUAAGCCGGAGUCCUGUCUCUGGCUGACGGCGGCCAGCAGUGGAGGCUGCAGAGCCUAGCACAAUACCCCUGCCAUAGCCAGUUGCAAGCGUCCAGCCCAGCGGGGUCUGGGGCCAGGUUCAGAGUUGUCUCCUCCCGGGCCGAGCAGGGCCCGUGGAGAUAGGAGCGCGGACACCACAUGCCCCAGCGCUGGGCCGCAGCUCAGUCCGGACAGUGCUGGGCUCCCGUGUAGCUCGGGCAGCGCCUGGGGGCUGCCGGCUGGGGCCGAUACACGGCAACCGCCUCGUACAGUAACGGGCUGGACGCAGGGUCAGCCCGGCCGGGGCGCGGUUGGAGGGAGAGGUGUUCCCUGUGUUACCCCCGUGUAGCUCCCCCCGGGGGCCGGGCACCACUCCCUGCCCCGUUCCAGGCCGGCCCUUCCUGAAGCCGGAACGUUCCUCCCGCGGCCCGGCGCGCCGGUCGGACGAGUUGCAACGCACCGAGCGGGGGCUGGUUCCGAGAGUUUGCCCCGGGGAGCUCGAGCUCGGUCCUGGCAGUAUUGUAAGUAAGCAGUUUUGGACAGACCGACAGACAUGGAUGACGAGCCUGAAAGAACCAAACGCUGGGAAGGGGGUUAUGAAAGAACAUGGGAGGUUCUCAAAGAAGAUGAAUCUGGGUCACUGAAAGCAACUAUAGAGGACAUUCUUUUUAAGGCAAAGAGAAAAAGAAUCUUUGAACACCAUGGGCAAGUUAGACUUGGAAUGAUGCGUCACCUUUAUGUGGUGGUAGAUGGAUCAAGAACUAUGGAGGACCAAGAUUUAAAACCUAACAGGCUUACGUGUACCUUAAAGUUAUUGGAAUAUUUUGUUGAAGAAUACUUUGACCAGAAUCCUAUUAGUCAGAUUGGUAUAAUUGUAACUAAGAGUAAAAGAGCUGAAAAGCUGACAGAACUUUCAGGAAACCCAAGAAAGCAUACAACUGCUCUGAAGAAAGCUGUAGAUCUGACCUGCCAUGGAGAACCAUCUCUGUAUAACUCUUUAAAUUUGGCCAUGCAGACUUUAAAGCACAUGCCAGGACAUACAAGCAGAGAGGUUUUGAUUAUCUUCAGUAGCCUGACAACGUGUGAUCCAUCUAAUAUCUAUGAUCUAAUUAAGUGUUUAAAGGCAGUUAAGAUCAGAGUAUCUGUCAUCGGCCUAUCUGCUGAAGUUCGAGUUUGUACUGUACUUGCCCGAGAAACGGGUGGAACAUACCAUGUAAUUUUAGAUGAAAGCCACUAUAAGGAGCUGCUGAUGCAUCAUAUUAGCCCUCCACCUGCCAGUUCAAGUUCUGAAUGCUCCCUUAUUCGAAUGGGUUUUCCUCAGCAUACCAUUGCAUCUCUCUCUGAUCAGGAUGCUAAACCAUCAUUUAGCAUGGCGCACUUGGAAAACAACAGUGAUCCAGGUCUCACGUUGGGUGGAUAUUUCUGUCCCCAGUGUAGGGCCAAAUACUGUGAACUCCCUGUGGAAUGCAAAAUCUGUGGUCUUACAUUAGUCUCUGCACCCCAUCUAGCUCGAUCUUACCAUCACCUGUUUCCUUUGGAUGCCUUUCAAGAAGUUACACUGGAAGAAUAUAAAGGAGAACGCUAUUGUCAAGGCUGCCAAGGGGAGAUUAAAGAUCAACAUGUUUACAUUUGUAAAGUCUGCCAGAAUGUAUUUUGUGUGGAAUGUGACUUAUUUGUUCAUGAUUCUCUGCACUGCUGUCCUGGCUGCAUUCACAAGCAUCCUACUCCUCCAUGCAUAUGAUACCAGGUGUUCAUAGAGAUUGUCCUACCGGUUUCAUUCUUGCACAAAGAGUCAAAUUAGAAGAAAUACCUAGGUGAAUGCAGUAACAGUGAAGAUUUGCUAGGGGAACAAACAACUUUUAGUUAAUGUAUAGAAUUGGAGUAUUUAAAUUCUCAUGGUUAAUGUUUAUAAAAAUAUCUACAUCUGAUGUAUUUCCCUCACUUGUUUUGUAAACCUUUGACUUAUUCAAGAGUCAUUCUAAAUAAAUGUGUAAAUUGUGUGGAAGAGUGAUAAAAAUGAAUUUGUAUGCUAACAGUGAUUCAUAUUUGUUUCAUAACUUGUUACAAAAACCCUAACAAAUAUUUUUAUACUUAGAUUUUUUUCUACAGUAAUUUAAAAAUAUUAUCCCCAGGGUAGAAAAACAUGUUUAUUAGAAGAACUUAUCUAAGUACUUUGUGGCAGACUAGCAGGAUAAACUUUCUAAAUCAAACAGAGAAAUGCAGGGCUGGAAGGGACAUCAAAUAGUCAUCUAGUCCAUCCUCCCAUCUUGAGGCAGGGUUAAGUGUACCUAUGCCAUCCCUGACACUUUUGUCUAACCUGUUCUCAAAAACCUCCAAGAAGGGGUAUUCCACAACCUUCCUAAGUAACCUGUGCCAGAGCUUAACUAUUCUUAUAGUUAGAAUAAUAUCCAACCUAAAUCUCCUUUGCUGCAAACUAAGCUGAUUACUACUUCUCCUAUCCUUGGUGGAUAUGAGGGAAUAAAUUGAUCUUAUACAAGACAACCUUUUAUGUAUUUGAAGAGUUAUCAAGUCUAUUUAGUUUAGACUAAAUGUGCUUGCAACCACUCCCAGUUUAGCAUCAGCCACAAAUUUUAUAAGCAUACUCUCCACUCCAACCAAUUCAUUAGAAAAUAGUAAGAUGUACCAGACUGUUCAAGGAUCUCACUUAACAUGUCCUCCCAGGUUGAAAUCUACUCAUGAAAAAUGAGUAGUUUUGAAUUGGUCCAAUGACAAGUCAUUUUGAUGUUUCAAUAGAUGUAUUAAGUCAAUAUGGACUGUAAAAGUUUUGCUUAACAUUUAAAAACUUGUUUAUAAAACUCUAAUAGAAGGGGGGGGGAAAUAAGCAGUACAUUUUAAUUAAGUGACCUCCCUUAUUCUCAGAAAUGUGAGCUGCAGCCUUUUUGUCAGUGUGAGAUGUUACAUCUAACCUAAAGGAAAUAAAUAAGGGUUAAGAGAA
Messenger RNA from Trachemys scripta elegans, 3013 nucleotides. RefSeq names its product general transcription factor IIH subunit 2. Gene Ontology annotation, cellular component: transcription factor TFIIH core complex; transcription factor TFIIH holo complex. Gene Ontology annotation, biological process: nucleotide-excision repair; regulation of transcription by RNA polymerase II; DNA-templated transcription. The transcript has 16 exons. NCBI's taxonomy places the organism in Eukaryota, Metazoa, Chordata, Testudines, Emydidae. Bases 611 to 1798 code for a protein of 395 amino acids. The record is from RefSeq and is a predicted model, not a curated record. Gene Ontology annotation, molecular function: zinc ion binding.